AUGUGGUCCAAGAAGCACGUCGGCUCGUGGGUUGAUGCCUUCAAGCCCCGCCGCUCCUCUACAUCCUCUUCCUCUUCCUCAUCAUCAUCCCGCAAAUCCUCUUUCUCGAUGUCCUCGCGGUCGGGGCCCAAUAGUCGUAGCGGUUCUCUGGCUUCCCUGACAUCGAUGGGCACUCUGGAGGAGCAGGAGCACCUUAUGGCCGAGCAGCCGAAGAGGGCGGCGUAUGUGCCGCAGCAUGCAGCCAGAUCCUUUAUGAAAACGGCCACUUCCAGGGAGAUUCGCAAGAACGGCGAGAUUCUGUGA
Messenger RNA from Colletotrichum spaethianum, 303 nucleotides. RefSeq lists its product as uncharacterized. The coding region runs from base 1 to 303 and encodes 100 amino acids. The record is from RefSeq and is a predicted model, not a curated record. Lineage: Eukaryota; Fungi; Ascomycota; Sordariomycetes; Glomerellales; Glomerellaceae. The transcript has a single exon.